AAAUUGAGCCUGAGCUUAAGUCACAAUCCACCAUUUGUUUGUGGGACAGGCAGUCAGGGCAGAUAUUUUGGGUAAAAAAGAACCCUUCCUGUUUGCUGUGCAUUAUCUUCAUACCAGUUCCCAGAACUGACCUGACAAAUAUUGACCAGGUUGCUGCGAUCUUCAAACACCAUUUUCCUGUGGGUAGAGGUGAUGCACUGCUGAAGACCCGGGCCCCCACUCAGUGCCUUCGCUCUAGAAUGGGGCCAGCUUGGCUUUGGCUACUGGGAACAGGGAUCCUGGCCUCUGUCCACUGUCAAUCCCUUCUUGCCCAUGGAGAUAAAAGUCUGCAGGGGCCUCAACCCCCUGGGCAUCAGCUCUCAGAGCCAGCCCCCGCCUACCGCAGAAUCACACCCACCAUUACCAAGUUUGCUUUGCGUUUGUACAAAGAGCUGGCAGCAGACGACCCUGGAAACAUCUUCUUCUCGCCGGUGAGCAUCUCUACCACACUGGCCCUGCUCUCCCUUGGGGCCCAAGCUGACACCUCAGCUCUGAUCCUGGAGGGCCUAGGAUUCAACCUCACAGAAACCCCAGAAGCCAACAUCCACCAGGGCUUCCGGAGCCUCCUCCACACCCUUGCCCUGCCCAGCCCCAAACUCGAACUAAAAGUAGGAAACUCCCUGUUCCUAGACAAGCGACUAAAGCCUCGGCAGCACUAUUUGGACAGCAUCAAGGAGCUUUAUGGAGCUUUUGCCUUUUCUGCCAACUUCACAGAUUCUGUUACAACUAGGAGGCAGAUUAAUGACUAUGUGAGAAGGCAAACAUACGGGCAAGUCGUGGACUGCCUCCCAGAGUUCAGCCAGGACACGCUCAUGGUUCUUGCCAAUUACAUCUUCUUCAAAGCCAAGUGGAAGCACCCUUUCAGUCGCUACCAGACCCAGAAGCAGGAAAGUUUCUUUGUGGACGACAGGACCUCUCUCCAGGUCCCCAUGAUGCACCAAAAGGAAAUGCACAGAUUCCUCUAUGACCAGGAGUUGGCUUGCACCGUCCUCCAGAUAGAAUACAGAGGAAAUGCCCUGGCGCUUCUGGUCCUCCCUGACCCGGGAAAAAUGAAGCAGGUGGAGGCCGCUCUGCAGCCAGAGACCCUGAGAAAAUGGGGCCAAUUGCUCCUGCCCAGUCUGUUGGAUUUGCACUUGCCAAGGCUUUCAAUUUCUGGAACAUAUAACCUGGAAGACAUACUUCCCCAAAUUGGUCUCACCGACAUACUCAACUUAGAAGCUGACUUCUCAGGAGUCACUGGGCAGCUCAACAAAACCAUCUCCAGGGUGUCACACAAGGUGAUGGUGGACAUGAGUGAGAAGGGGACCGAGGCCGGGGCUGCUUCAGGCCUCCUCUCCCAGCCCCCAUCUCUGAACACCAUGUCAGACCCACAUGCCCACUUCAACAGGCCUUUCCUCUUGCUCCUUUGGGAGGUGACCACCCAGAGCUUACUCUUCCUGGGAAAAGUUGUCAACCCAGUUGCAGGGUAACCGUGGUGGGAGGCCAGGGGUUAUCUUAUCUCGCCCUAGACCAAACAGAUAGGGCAGCACCAGCCUGCAUCCUGGGGCUGCUAUGUGGACCAGUUAAUCAGUGUGCCGAGAUUCUAAUAAAGUUGACCUUGGGUUCUGUGAACACUAAAGAGCAAUGCUUACAAGGGAGGGCCAGCUUCUAGCCACUCACUCACAAUUGUCCCAAAUCUGGUGUUAACUGUGCUCAGAAAGUUGAAAAUGAGAACAACCCUCGUGUUAUGGCCUCCCAGGAGACGUCCACCGCUGCUGCCGCCAUUGUAGAUACUUGCUGCGUGUCCUUUGGGUAAGGGUCAUAGUGAAAAACACAGAGGGCAUCAGCAGGAGUAAGCAAGUUUCUCCCUUCAUAAUGGCCAAUAUGUGCUGUACAGACAAGAGAGGUUGUCCUAAAAUGUCAUUGCCCAGACAUCAGGGGCUAGAUCCCCUCAAGAGGAGGUUGGACCUGUGUCAGGGCUCCAAACUACACCCCAUGUAGAAAACCAGGUGUGUGGAUGGGCCAGCGUAAUCAUGGGUCAACCUGGAGGGAGGUCGAGUUCAAGCAGCAAGAAUAGAGCAUCAGAGCCCAGGGCAACACAAAGACCAAAGAAAGCAGGAAGGCAAACAUGGCCGGGAGGGAUGACGGACGUCGGGCAGGGUCAGCGGGGUGAAUUGGGGGCCAUAUUCAGUUGCGAUGGAGCCUCCAUUAGAGAUCGAAAGUCCUACUCCCCCAUGUGUGCCCCUCCAAGAGACAUUCAUUUGAAACUAGUUGGGAAGCAGAAAGAGAUGCCCAGCUGCCUGUGUGUACCACUUGGAUGAUAAUACCCAUCACUACAAUGAACUCCGUGCCCAGACACACUGGAGGGUAGGAUAUAGGUGGUUAGUAUCUAGGAAGGAGCCAUCCCAAAAAGUGCUACAGUGGUGGAAACUCCUGACCUACUCCAAGGAGGUGAGGCUCAGAUCCUGAAGACCAGGUAAGCUUUAAAUAAAGAGAAAAGGGUAGGACAGUCUGGGAGAGGCCAGAGGAGAGAUGUGAUCGGCAAAAGCAAUGGGUAAAGAGAGGAAAAGGUAUGUUCCAGUAAAAUGAGAGAAAACCAGCUUUGCAGCCAUGGAAAGUUCAGGUAGGGUCAUGGUGGAAGGCAGUGUUAGAGAGGUGUUCAGAGAUAAAAGGUUGGAGGUUUUAGGUCCCCGUGGAGUGGGUGUGAGUGUGGUCUUGUAGACAGUGGAGAGUAGCUGCAGGCCUGUGGGCAGAUGUGGAUAUGGACUAAGUAGUAAUGGGGGAGUCAUCUGUCAAUUGGGCGUAGAUAAGAAUGAGUAGGGUGAAGCCAGGGUAAGGGCCAGCCAGGAUGGCAACAUGCGGUCCACUCGACCACCGACCAUGCUGCAUGCAGGGCUAUCAGAACACAUGCAUCCACUGCUUCAAUGCAGAUUUAUUAAACACCUCCUAUGCCAGGCACUGGGAAUGCAGCAGUGAACAAAACAGAUGAUAGGUCCUGCCUACAUGGGGCUUACAUUCUAGCAGAGGAAACCCAGCAGUAAACAAAACAAGUAAGUGAAAUAUGUACUGUAUGACAACAGCAAGGACUGUUCAAGGACUGGUCAGCAAAGACUGGUCAAGAAUAUGCCCGGGAAAGUCUCUAUGGUGCACACGAAGGGGCAGCUGGCCCCUGAUGGUGACAAAGUGGACUACUCAGUGGCGAAGCUGGAUUUAAGCCCAAGGCUGCAAUGUCUCCACAAUCAUCCUUCUUGGUUAAAGAAAACUGCAACUGAAAGAUCCCUCCCUGUCAUCUCUUCUGAGAAAGUGGCAUUUGAUUGAAACCAAAGUAGUCAGUGGUCUAAAGAUAUUCAUUAACUGACAUGGAGGUAUGGACGAACCCUUCAAGGCUUCCGUCUCCUGCACCCAGUGCUGCCUAGGGAACACACUAUUGAGACAUAUCUUGUGUUCACUGAAUGUUAGACACCAAUAUAAGCAAUUGACAGAUGUCCAUAAACACUAUUUCCAACAGUCAUAGGAGGGAGGCACUGCUACAUCUUCAUCUUACGGGUGGGUAAACUGAAGCACAACAUGCUAGCAUAUCUGGAGCCUGGAUUUGAACCCAGGCUGUUCAUCUCCGUAGCCUGCUUGUUUCAUCUCUAUGCCACACUUCCUUUUGUGAGCACAACUUAAAAGCCCUUCAGCCAUGCCUCGUUGGCUGCCACACUGCAAGGAUCCAACUCCCAGGGUCAUCGGAAGUAGGAGAGGGAAGAAGUCACAAGAGCAGGAGCAUCUGGGGAAGACUUUCUAGGGAAAGACCCAGAAGCAUGGAUGGAAAGUUGGUGGUUUAAGAAGCACUGAUUGAGGACAGGGAUGUGCCCUUUGUUGUUUAUUUCUGUAUUCUGGUACAGACACUAGCAUAGGGUAAAUAGUAAAACCUUUUCUACCUUAAUGCUGUGAGGGGAAGUUGUACCACGUGGCAGAAUUCCAUGACAAAGACUCAGAGGCAGGAAAGAAAGCAGCCUGGUGAAGGACAUGGUAUAAAAGUACACUCAGUUUUGGGAGAGAACUUAGUGAGAGAGACCCCGCUUUACUCUAAGCUGUGUAGACAGCACUCUCUCUCUUUGGCCUCUUGCCUUCCCUUCUCUUUGGGAGGCCAGUUGAGGCAGGCUCCCUGGACUCUAGUGACAUCUUACACCCUUCAGCUGGCUGGACAACCUUGGACACAUUGCUCAACCCCUCUGUGCCUCAAGUUCUUUUGCAAAAUGGAAAGUGUAAACCUUGCUUUACAGAAUUGUAGAAAUCAAAUGAAGACAUAAAUAUGAAACAUUAAGCACUUGAUAUACACUAGGUGCUCAAUGAAGUUUCCUUCUGGCCCCAUCUUUUGGCUCUUCCAACUGUCAAGGGUGCUCUUUCCUCCCACAGAGCAGAGCUCAGUGCCAGGUAAUGUCAAAAUCCCCGCAGUGGUCACUGGCCACAUAACUACUUCCCAGCGAAACCGUGAAGGCAGCACAUCAAAACUCAAAAGUGUUGAUGGAGAGGCCUCAGGGGCUUUAUCUGGGCACUAAAGGUGACAUCUUGAAAAUAGAACCAUUCUUACUGCAGGAACAUUAGCUACGACACUAUGGCAUUAAGUGGGGGAAUGCUGGCCCAGGGAUCAGGGCUGAAAUUGCAGAGGCCCACAUGAAGGAGAGCCACAUGAUUUUCUCUAGAAAAGCAUCAUUGUUAGAGAUUGUUCACUGGGUUGUUUCUCCUUUUCCCCCCAAGAUGUCUCCUUCAGUCAUCUGUGAAUUAGGUAAGAGUCUCCGUAAGCACACAUUUCAGAUGUAUUUACACUCCAAACCAACCUUUUAACCACCUAGAAGAAUGGACCAUUUUCAAGAUAAGUCAACAGCCAUCUAAAAUUUAUAUUUUCAGAGAUCUUGCAAUGCUCUCUCUGGUGGAAUUGAACCAUCUUUGUAAGGCCAUAGAGUCCCCAGUAUACUUAUUUUGACCCUGGAAUGGAGGUAAGUGGCUUGGAAUGUGGGGACUAAUGCCCUGGCCAGUUCCAGCCUAUAUGAACACACAGGGCCAAGUAAUGAAAAUAUCACUGGGGACACUGGUGUCUGUCAUUCCACCUCAAGGUUCUAUGUGUUUCACAGAGACCAUGAAAAUAUUUGUAAAAUUUCUAUUCCCUUUAUUCUAGCCAUGAACAGAGCUGAGAUCUUUAAAGUUUUCUAUGUAUGGGUGGGUCUGUUUCUAGACUGUCUAUUUACAAUUCUAUUGAAUGAUUUGUCUUCCAUUGUGUAAUCUAGCUUUAUAAGUCUCGAUAUUAUGUCAAGUCCUCCAGCUUUGUUUUAUAGAAGUAUUUUAUUUGCUUAUGUUGUUUAGUUUUGCUUUCAAUGUUUGUUUGUUUUUCUGCCCACUCCACCAAUUCUGGCUACAGUGGCUGGUGACUCUGUUUCUCCAGCUGCCCCACCCCUUCUCUUCCCACACUUAUAUAAGCCUCAAGUCCUAUAUUAAAACUUUUUAUUUCA
Messenger RNA from Cercocebus atys (sooty mangabey), 5510 nucleotides. It is a transcript of the gene SERPINA11, whose product is annotated as serpin peptidase inhibitor, clade A (alpha-1 antiproteinase, antitrypsin), member 11. Gene Ontology annotation, biological process: negative regulation of endopeptidase activity. Gene Ontology annotation, molecular function: serine-type endopeptidase inhibitor activity. Lineage: Eukaryota; Metazoa; Chordata; Mammalia; Primates; Cercopithecidae. The record is from RefSeq and is a predicted model, not a curated record. The transcript is spliced from 5 exons. The coding region runs from base 240 to 1508 and encodes 422 amino acids.